Nanorana parkeri is the source of this 723-nucleotide messenger RNA. It is a transcript of the gene ZCCHC9, whose product is annotated as zinc finger CCHC-type containing 9. The coding region runs from base 43 to 711 and encodes 222 amino acids. The record is from RefSeq and is a predicted model, not a curated record. The transcript has 5 exons. Gene Ontology annotation, molecular function: nucleic acid binding; zinc ion binding. Lineage: Eukaryota; Metazoa; Chordata; Amphibia; Anura; Dicroglossidae.
AAUUCCGGCUUUGUACAACACGCUAGACAGUGUGGAGUAAAGAUGACUCGCUGGGCUCGUCCAGGACAUGUAAACACUCCGAGCCGGAACCGCAAGCUGUGUGCGGCCACCCCAUGGGAAGAGUUGGGGAAGGCCGCCCCGAAUAGAACUGGCCAACCGCCCAAGAAGAAGAAGGAGGGCGGCUAUGUGAACCAGGAUGUCAAUGGCUUCAAUGCCAUGCUAAAGGAUCAGCGCCGGGAGGGUCGGAGGGUGAAGAGACAAACCAGCAAGAAGAAUAUGAUGGUAUGUUUCCACUGUCGCAAGCCUGGCCAUGGCAUGGCUGACUGCUCUGAAUCUCUGAGAUGUCAGGAGAUGGGUACAGGAAUCUGCUUUCGAUGUGGAUCAACAGAACACGAAAUAAACAAAUGCAGAGCCAAAGUGGAUCCAGCUCUUGGAGAGUUUCCAUAUGCAAAAUGCUUCAUAUGUGGAGAAAUGGGGCACCUAUCACGGUCAUGUCCAGACAAUCCCAAAGGAUUGUAUGCAGAAGGAGGAAAAUGUAGGAUUUGUGGAUCGGUUGAACAUUUUCAAAGAGAUUGUCCAGAACAUCAGACAUCAGCCCAGAUGACCGUUGGCAGAUGGACAAGCGGAAUGAGUGCAGAUCAUGAAGAUGUUCCUGUCAUACCUAAAGCCCAGAAGGUGCCCACAAAGACCCCCAAAGUUAUCAAGUUUUGACUGUUCCUCCAU